AUGGCUGAUCUGCUGCGCUCAACAAUCGCCGGGGCCCUCUUUGGAGCGGCGCUCACAGUCUCAGGUGUUUACCUGCCUACCACCAUUACCUCGCAGAUGCAAUUGCAGGACUUUACCAUGCUCAAGGUUUUUCUAACUGCCAGCUCUGCCAGCGCUCUCGUCAUCUCCCUGUAUGAACGCCUCAUGCAACGGCCCCUUAGUCGCCGUCCUCCAUCAUCCAUCGGCUGGCUCGGGCCCUACGACGGCAACAUCAUCGGCGGCGCCAUGGUUGGCGCAGGCAUGACCUUGACCGGCGCCUGCCCCGGGACCGUACUGGUGCAGGUCGGUACAGGCAUCUCGUCCGGCCGCUACGCCCUACUUGGCGGCAUCAUAGGGGGUGUUCUAUACGCGACCGUCGCUCCGGCUUUGGGCCGCCACUCCGGCGCACCUUGUGCAGUGACAAGCGGCAAAGCCGACAACAGCCUGCCCGGAAAACUAGACAUAAGUCCCGGUACUGCCACUCUGGCGUUCCAGGCAAUGUGUGUCCCGCUCAUUGUGGCAUUCAGGUAUCUUGCCCCGGGGCAUGCCCACGCAGCCGUCGACCCGGUUGUCGGCGGGUUUUUAAUAGGUCUUGCACAGCUCAUUAGUCUUCUGAUGACCAAGGCGCCUGUUGGCGUGUCGACGGGCUACGAGGAUAUUGGGCGGUGGGUUAGGGUCUUCAUCAACGGGAGCGCGAAUGCAGAGCGCUUGAGGUCGGGCGAACAGAAGCCUGCACUGCCGCUGACAAAGUCCGUUUGCUUUGGGUUUGGGAUCCUCGCCAGUAGCUUUCUGGUUUCGCUCAUGGUGCCCGAUAUUGUGAGGGUGGAUGCGCUGCCAAUUGCGCCGUUGAGGGGGUUGUUAGGGGGGCUGGUUAUGGUGUUUGGCGCGCGUGUUGCCGGGGGUUGCACCAGUGGGCAUGGCAUCAGUGGGAUGAGUAUGCUAGGAACGAGCAGCAUUAUCACUGUGGCGUCGAUGUUCGCAGCAGGAAUUGGAUUCGCCUUUGCGCUGAGGGCGUAA
This is a messenger RNA of Aspergillus melleus, 1035 nucleotides long. Its product is annotated as YeeE/YedE family protein. Gene Ontology annotation, cellular component: plasma membrane. The coding region runs from base 1 to 1035 and encodes 344 amino acids. The transcript has 2 exons. Lineage: Eukaryota; Fungi; Ascomycota; Eurotiomycetes; Eurotiales; Aspergillaceae. The record is from RefSeq and is a predicted model, not a curated record.